AACCGUCCGAGUGAGCAAGCAAACGCCCGCCGCCUCUCCCCAUCUUGUAUAUUUUCAUUCGAAUCCCGGUCGAGGCUUGAUAUUUUCCCGUAGGCCCGAACCCUCAGUCCUCUGAAAGUCGCGGUGGGAAUUCCACAUUUCCCUCGAAUUUAAAACCGGUGAAACAGUUUCAUGUGGAAUGAUUAAGUAACCAUUGCGAUGCUUCGUGAAACUGAGUGCUGCUCAUGAUAAAACGUGAAUUAUUGUGUUUUAUGUGUUGAUUUUAAUUUAUAAAAUUGUUCGGGAGCUGUGAGCGGACCAUUGCUGGAGGGAGAACAAGGUCGUAUUACCGUCCUUGUGAGCGAGCAUUAACGAAUUUAGGCGCCGUUCAGGCAUGAUUUGAACUAGCGAGGAGUGCGCGUGCGCGCGCGAAUGGUGGGCAGUGAUGGGGGGGCCGCGGCGCAUGUCCAGUGCGCUGCUGCUGCCCUUCGCGCUGCUGUCCCUGCCACCAGCAGAGGCUGCCAAUAAUACCGGCUACCGGGAAGAAGUAGAAUCGUCACUUCGUCUAGUGCACGCAGUGGCGACUGGUGCCACCGGGGCGUUGUGCGUCACACAUCGAUAUGGGCGACUUCGAGCUCCCUUGCACGCUGCACGGUGGGACACGGCGAGGGCCAGGGCAGACCUGGCCGCGAACCUACUUCAACAGCUGGGCCUGGAAAACGCAGAAAUUCUGAUGGCGGUUUCCCAAGGCCUUGUGCUAGGUGCAAGUCCAUCAGAGCGAGCAGUGGGGGCUCGAGCACUCGCCUUGAGGUCAGAUGGACUAGUGAACAGCGCCGUGGCCUGGGAGAGAUACGGCACCGCUGAACCGGUGGCUGUUGUAUCUCCACAGCUUGAGAAACCGCCUGAUCCUGAAUAUCCAUGGUACGUGUCAGCACAUGAAAGUGAAACGCUGCGAUCUCCAAAGUUCAUGCCGUCUCCACCCGGCGCGACUAUGGAAGGCUGGUGGACCUACCCUUAUUACAGUUGUGAAGCAAAACGAUGGCUGUUAUCGUACACGGUGCCUGUAGCUACAAUUCGUGGAUUGAAAGGCAUCGUCUCGCUCGACAUAGACAUAUCUAGCUUGGAAAUAAACCAGUGCGAGGCGGACCCUGAAGAUGAAAACGACAACCAAAUAUAUUCUUUUCACGGGACACACAAAUGCCCGAACGAUACCACUUACUGUGAAUACAGGCCAAACAGAGAAAUGAGUAUUCGGCACGCUGGUUGGGCGCGUGGGUCAUAUAUUUGCCGAUGUCGUCCCGGCUACUAUUCGACACAUCAUCGUGAAGGAUAUAAUGGAUCCCUUGUUGAAGUUGCGUACCAAGAAUACGAAGAAAACGAUUUAGAAAACUGGAGCGAGCCAUACGAGUGUCUGAAAUGUCAGCCAGGCUGCGAAACAUGUCGGGGACCGGAGCCCUGCCUUGCCACUUACAACUGGCCUUUUCGGAUAUCUUUACUGGUGAUAUCAGUAAGCUGUGCAGUGAUGACGGUCUGUCUGACCAUCUACACGCGUCACCAUCGCAGAGUGAAGGUGUUCCGAGUGGCCAGUCCUGUGUUCCUCUCCAUCACUCUACUUGGAUGUGCUAUUAUGUACAUGGAGAUGGCAGCUAUCUUCCCGGUGUUAGAUAGAUAUUCAUGUAUUGCCACAAAAUGGACUCGCCACAUGGGAUUCUGCAUCACUUACACAGCACUUCUGAUGAAAACAUGGAGAGUAUCACUAACAUACCGUGUGAAGUCGGCCCAUAAACUGAAGCUGACAGACAAACAGUUGCUGCAGUGGAUGGCACCGAUAUUACUCAUCAUGCUGGUCUACUUGGGCACCUGGACGCUGUCUGCACCACCGGACGCUGAAGUUAUAACUGACAACAAAGGACUGAAAUUCAAGCAGUGUACUUACAAUUGGUGGGAUCACAGUUUAGCUAUAGGUGAAAUCCUGUUCCUUCUAUGGGGCGUCCGAGUAUGUUACCGUGUGCGGCACGCGGAGAGCCUGUACAAUGAAGCAAGGCUCAUCUCUAUAGCCAUCUACAAUAUAUUCACCGUCAACUCCCUUAUGAUAGCUUUCCAUUUACUAAUAUUGCCACGGGCUGGGCCGGAUAUUAAAUAUCUCCUUGGGUUCAUAAGAACUCAGCUAUCAACAUCAACUACAGUACUACUGGUGUUUUUACCUAAGGUAUUACGCGUGGUGCGCGGUACAGGCGACACAUGGGACAGCCGGGCCCGAGCUCGUGGUGUGCCCGCCUCUUCCUCGCUCAACGGCAUCGGCCUCGUGCCCGACGACCCGCCCGACCUCUACCAGGAGAACGAGGAGCUAAAGGAGGAGGUUCAAAAGCUAGCUGCACAAAUAGAAUUCAUGAAGAUAGUGCAAAUGGAGAUGCACAACCGUCACCUGCGGCCGCGGCCCGGCGGAUACUUCACUACGAACGCGAACUCCGCCGCGGCGCAGAGCCCCAUACACCCUAAGACUGUUAAUAUUUCACAGGACAGCACAGAAUGGAGCGGCCCAGUGUGACUGGUGGCGCUAAGCGACAGCGGCUGGUCGUGGCCCGGGCCGGCGGGCAAGCGCGUCAGCACCACCGUAGAUCUGCGCCCGCCUGCCUACGUGUGACGUCAUACAGCCAAGCUUCGUUUUGUUCAGUGACUUUCAGUUGCAAUUCAGUGGCUAACGUACUUUAUUCAUUCAUUUAGUGUCUUAAUUGAAAAAUGAACUUAUCAAGUGAUAAUUUGAUCGGGCAUCUUAAUUUAGUGUUAGUGUUUUUGUAAUUGGCAUAUUCGGAAUAAAGCACAGUGUUUGUUGAGUUAGUAUUUGCUAUGCUUAUCUCAAUAAAUUUCUUUGCAUUGUAUAAAGAUGAUCAGUUUAUAGUGUAAGUGUUUGUAUUUCCAUGCGAUGGUAAUCGUUAACUGUUGUUUCUUAGAUAGGAUACUUCAUGAAAUAUUCAAUAAUGAACUAGAAAUCCUGCAUUCAUAUUUAUUACAUUGCUGUAGAAAAGGCUAGUGGUCAAUACUGAUUAAAUACUCAUUACUCAGCUCAGGUAGAUAUACUAUUUGUAACUUAUACCAAAGAAAUAUUUGUAAUCAUUUUAACAUCUUUAGUACAAAGUGUGCCACCAAAAGACAUAAUGUAAUUCAUUGACUACUAAAACUGUGUUCUUGUAAGACUUGUUAUUAUUUAUAUCGCUUAUUCUAGUAAUUAUCUUCCAUAUUGUAAUUAUUGUGAACAUUCCAAAUAUUAAUUUAGAAGAUUUAUGCUAUGAAUUAGUUGUAUAGUAUCUAACUAAAGUGUUAUUUUUUAAAUGUUAUUUCUGUGGUGAUGUUACCAAAUCGAUUAAAUCAAGUAAAUGUGUGAAAAACAUGAAUAUAUAUAAAAUAUAAAAUUAUUCCUUAUUUGUAAUAUGUAUAUUUGUAGUUUUACAUAAAAAAAUGUUGGGCACUGAGUGUUCAUCCUUAGGACAGACAAUAAGAAAUAAAAGUUUGAAAAUUUUAUUUAAUAAGUCAUACGGAAUUAAAAAACAGUCUUAUUUAAUUUAGAUUAAUGUCUAAUUAUUAAGUUUGAACUUAAAAGUGUAACAAUUGUUAUCAAUUAUGUGUUGUAAACUAGGAACAUAUGUUGUAAUCCAUUUGUAUAGUUUUAGGCAUAAAACAAAUUGUAAAUAUGAGUCAAGAUAAAGCAUAAAUUCUAAAGUGUUGUACAUAAACUCAUUAGAGAUGAUUAAUUAUUGUUUUAUUUAAUUUACCAUCUGUGAUAAGCAGUAUUAAUCAAUUAUAAAUGUUGUGUAAUGUUACUUACAGAGGGGUUAUGAAAAUCUUUGUAACAUGGUCAGGUCAACUUUAAUCUGGGGUAACAGGUACCUAUUCCACUUUUAAUUUGCUAUCAUUACUAUCUUAUAAUAGUUAUGAUGUACUUCCAAACUUCUAUUCAGGUAUGCAAGUAGGUACAUGAAAGAGAGUAAACUACCAUGCCAGAUUAACAACCCCCAUGAGAUUUGAAACACGGUUUUAUAAAGAUUUUCAUAACAUUAACUAUAAUUUUAUAGAUUUAUUGCAUGAUAUAAAAAUAUAGUAUUGUAAACAAAAUGUCUAUCCAAUUUAUUUCAAAAUCUUUGUCUUCACUUUCUAAUUAAACUUAGAUAUAGUGUUUAUUUUUUUAUGCUAGUUAGCUAUCCUAUUAUUGAGUCUAGGUAUUAAAUGUUACUGUGUUCAAUGUUUUCUAAGAGAGCAUUCACAAGCAGUUUUGAUGCUUAUUUCAAGGUAAAAAGUCAUACUAUUACAUGAUGAACAAUAUACCAGAAUAUUUUUAAUUCUACGCAAUAUUAAAAGAGAACAAAAUUGGAGAACGAGGGACAGAAACGGGCUUUGUCUCAGAAAUGGUUAGUUUUAUUAAGCUCAAAAUGUUUUUGAAAAUGUUUAGAAAUAUCUGUUUUGUAAAAAAUAUAUUUACUUCUUCUAUACCAAAUAUACCUUUACCUUCCUUCUUAUUUUUUAAUUAAAUUUUUAUUAAAUGCAAGAAAAUUGUUGUCAAAAAAUAAAAUAAGGUAAAGUUAAAAUAUAAUAUUUAAAUGAUUGAUGUGAGUCACAAAAUACUUUUGAAGUAUCUGCUGUUUUGAUGGCAUUUCAAUUACAUUGGAUUCAAUUCAUUUUCAUGGAGUAUAAUGUAAUAUAUGAAUGGAUUAGCAUGUAAAUGACACUUGUUGCAAUUCACUGAAAUAUAAAUUGCAACAUCUAUUUCACUGAACCUAUCUGCAACAUGCUACAACAUCAACAUUUUAGAGUGUAAAGUUAAAUAUUGUUUAGUCACAAGCUAUCCAGCAGAGUAUAACUCAUCCAUCAUUUAUAGAUGUGCCAGUAGCUUAAGUUAUAAAUGUGAUACAAAAUAUAACUUAGCGAGUAUAUCUAAUUUUAUUUUCUUAAAUAUAAUUUUACUCUUUCAAUCUUUUUAGACUAUUUCAUGUUCUAUGUGCCAACUUAUAAAUUUUUGAGGUGAAUAUAAAAGAAUAAUGUAUACAUUUUGUAUAUAGUUUUUUUUUUAUUAAAUAAAAUACAUUGUAAUCAUGAUGUCACAUGGAUGUUAUAUUAGAAUUGAUGUUAUAAGUAUUAUUAAUCUAUGAUACUCGUUUCUAGGUGAAUUUUAUGUAAGAGGUUCUGUUUUUACAUUAAAAUAAAAAUGACUGUU
Helicoverpa armigera (cotton bollworm) is the source of this 5185-nucleotide messenger RNA. Its product is annotated as probable G-protein coupled receptor CG31760. Lineage: Eukaryota; Metazoa; Arthropoda; Insecta; Lepidoptera; Noctuidae. Gene Ontology annotation, cellular component: membrane. Gene Ontology annotation, molecular function: G protein-coupled receptor activity. Bases 425 to 2527 code for a protein of 700 amino acids. The transcript has 18 exons. Gene Ontology annotation, biological process: G protein-coupled receptor signaling pathway. The record is from RefSeq and is a predicted model, not a curated record.